Molecule: messenger RNA, 375 nt
Organism: Marchantia polymorpha subsp. ruderalis
Lineage: Eukaryota; Viridiplantae; Streptophyta; Marchantiopsida; Marchantiales; Marchantiaceae
Source: the annotation of a GenBank genome assembly
AUGCUCAAAAUUUUGUAUGAGCUAGGUGCUGGGAAAAGGUUAAUAGGAGUUACAGAAUCAUGCUUCAGGCCAAGUGGAUGUUCGAACGAACUCUACAAUGUGUGUCGUAUCAAGGUGGAGCCUGGGUCAAGAAUGCAGACGUAUGUGGAAGUACCGAAACCUGUAGGAACUCUUGGGAGGGGAAGCAGUAUAAAACUUGAUGUCUCCUGGCUCUGUAAAGCAAAGCCCGAUCUAAUUAUCAUUCAGGAUUCUUCGCUACACGGUGAUACAUGCAGUACGUCAAUAGUUGGGAUACUGGCACAUGCAGGGCUACAAAGUGGGAAGAACACUCAAAUCAUGAUCCUGAGGCUCCACACUGGUCAGCUUGUAUCAUGA